Molecule: messenger RNA, 1555 nt
Organism: Frieseomelitta varia
Lineage: Eukaryota; Metazoa; Arthropoda; Insecta; Hymenoptera; Apidae
Product: STAGA complex 65 subunit gamma-like
Exons: 8
Coding region: 461-1444 (327 amino acids)
Cellular component (GO): SAGA complex
Molecular function (GO): protein heterodimerization activity; transcription coactivator activity
Source: RefSeq, a predicted model, not a curated record
UUGUUCAUUAUUAUUAAAUACUUGAAAUAUUAUCGAUUCUCGAAUAUAUCGAAAGUUGUGUCGAUUAAUACUUGUGCAUCAAUGCAACAAAAUGGCGCUCGGAAAUAUUGUAAUUCUAACCUAAAAUUUAGCUACUCGUUGGUGUAAUUUAAACAAAAUGCAAAAUUAAUUGGAAUUUACUUUCAUUUGUGUAGAAUUCUUUGAUUAAAAAUAUCAUUUUUAAAUAAUUUGUAAGGCAAACCUGAAAUAGUUAUUAGAAAUUGUCUAAAUACAGGUUUUUAAUCGAAAUGCAAUAAUGGUCUCUCAACAGAUCGUGCUACUUGAAGUACAUAUCAAUUCGUGCGCGAAAUUUUGAAUAGAAAAAACAGCACGUAUAAAAACUGCCUUUGACAGUCAAAAUAGUGUACAAUAAGGAUAAAUGUAAAAAUUGAUAUAUUUUAUGUAAAUUACAAUUUUUACAAUGAAAUCUACCAAAAACAGUGGAACUGGCUUCUUAUGGGGAGAACUGCCAGCAAGAGAGACUUUAAAACAAGAAGUAAUAACUCCAGAUAUUAUAGAAAAUAUUUGGAGACAAGUUAUAGAGGAAUCAAAUAACCUUGAUUGUGAUUUUCAAGUGGAUAGACAAGUUGAAUUACCUAUGGGAAAUCUUCAUGUAUUAAAUACUAUAAAUCUUCAUCAGCAACUAAGGAUGAUGGAAGAAGGAAUGGUACUUGGAAAUAUGACAACAAUUGAAGCUCAUGAUUUGCCAGAAAGAAAAGAAACCUCAAAUUCAUUUCAGUUUUCACCUGUACAAGAAAGAAAUGUAUUUAAAGAUGCUUCUACAAUACACUAUCUCACACCAGAGGCAGCUCGGUCUAUAUUGAAGCAUGCAAUCAUUACUCUUUUGGCGCACAUUGGAUUUGAAAAGUCUUCAAAUAUAGCCAUAGAAACACUAACAGAUAUUGCAGAUCAUUUUCUAAGAAGAAUGACACUUUUGAUGAAAGCAGCAUAUGAACAAAGAGAUCAUGGUUUUCCGGAUAUACUAGAAAGGGUAUUAGUGGAAACAGGUGUUGGUGGAGUAGCUGCGCUUUAUGAUUAUUAUCAAGAAUAUGUGUUGAAAUAUGAAGAGAAUAUGAAAAGAAAGGUUGAAACAAUGAUGGAAAAACAGAGGCAACUUGAACUUAAUGCUUAUAGUUCUAAGAUGGUUCUAGAUGAAGCAGCUAAUAAGUUACAAUUUGAGGAACUUGAUGAAUUCGGAAAUGUUUAUCGAGAAGUGCCAACCCUCCAACUGUUAGAUCCUGAAAUGGGCUUCCCUCCUAGUCUUGAUGCUGGCUUUCAAAUGUUAUAUAGUCUUGAACAAGAUGAAUUAAAUAACUUGGAAGUAGAAGAAGAAGAAGUAAAUGUAAGCGACUCUCCGAAUACUGGACAACGACCUGAUACAUCAAAUGAUAAAAAAAGAUCUUGAUAUGCUUUUAAAUUAGUUUCAUAGCUUACGUACAUAGUUUAAAAUUUUAUUUUUGUUUCGUGAAAAAAGAAAUUUGUAACAAAUUCUUAAUAUUAGUAAUAUCUCUAAAAU